This is a messenger RNA of Anastrepha obliqua, 1723 nucleotides long. It is a transcript of the gene Coq6, whose product is annotated as ubiquinone biosynthesis monooxygenase COQ6, mitochondrial. Gene Ontology annotation, cellular component: mitochondrion. The record is from RefSeq and is a predicted model, not a curated record. The coding region runs from base 108 to 1538 and encodes 476 amino acids. The transcript has 2 exons. NCBI's taxonomy places the organism in Eukaryota, Metazoa, Arthropoda, Insecta, Diptera, Tephritidae. Gene Ontology annotation, biological process: ubiquinone biosynthetic process. Gene Ontology annotation, molecular function: oxidoreductase activity, acting on paired donors, with incorporation or reduction of molecular oxygen, NAD(P)H as one donor, and incorporation of one atom of oxygen; FAD binding; 2-octaprenyl-6-methoxyphenol hydroxylase activity.
UGCUUUACUUAGUUCAUGAUUUAAAAACAAUUGAUAUACGUGCGUAUAGAAGAGGCAAAAGUCAAUCAAAAAUACAAAAAAAAUUGUAAAAGGCGAAGAAUAACUAAAUGUCGGCCUUGAUAAAGCAGUCCGGCGCACGUCAGUUGCGUCUGAUUUUCCAACAGCUUACUGCAGUGCGUGCCCUUAGCCUCAGUUCGAAAUGUUACGCUGACACAGAUUCAGAAAAGUUGAAAUCUUCAACAGAACACUUCGACAUCAUAAUUGGCGGUGGUGGACUUGUCGGAACCACAUUGGCUCUUGCGCUAGCCAAAAAUAAGGUAUUAAGCGAAAAACGCAUUUUGUUGCUAGAAGGUGCACCACCGUUCAAAGGCUUCAAUGUGGAAGCCCAAUAUGGCAAUCGAGUCUCGGCGAUUAACAAGAAUAGCGUAGAACUUUUCAAGUCAAUCGAUGCUUGGGACUACAUGCAAGAACGGCGGGUGAAACAUGUUAAGCAAAUGCAAGUAUGGGAUGCGUGUAGUGACGCACUAAUACAAUUUCAAGAUGAACACUUCUCCGCUGAUGUGGCGUGUAUUGUCGAGAACGAUCUGAUGUUAGAUGCAAUGUAUGCACAAUUGGCAGAUGGCAAGAGCGCACCGAAUGUGGAAGUGCGCAACAAUACACGAAUUGAGGGCUUGCGUCUGUCGGUAGACACAGGUGAAAUAUACUCCCAAGUGCACCUUAAAGAUGGACAAACAUUGACAUGUGAGCUGUUGGUCGGCGCGGACGGUGCGAAUUCACUGGUGCGCAAAGAAAUGAAUAUCGAUGUAUUUACUGUUGACUAUGAACGUCGUGGUGUUGUAGCCACAGUAAAAUUGGAAGAUGCAUGCGAUAAUGCGGUGGCCUGGCAACGUUUUCUACCCACUGGUCCUGUGGCCUUGCUACCAUUGAGCGAUACACUCAGUUCGGUUGUAUGGAGUACCACUAUACCGCAUGCUAAGCAGUUGCUACAAAUGCCCCAAGAAGAUUUCGCCAAAGCACUCAACGAAGCCUUUUUCAAGGAAUAUCCUAAGGAAGGAGUUGUAGUUAGCGCAAUGAACACUUUGAAUUCAUUUAUUGGACGUAAUCCGAAUAUUUUAAGACAGUAUCCUCCAGGAGUGAAUGGAGUUAUUGAAAGUUCGCGUGCAUCGUUUCCCUUGGGUUUCUUACAUGCCUCCUCGUAUGUGUGCACAGGUGCAGCGUUGAUUGGCGAUGCCGCCCACCGCGUACAUCCACUAGCAGGACAAGGUGUGAACUUAGGUUAUAGCGAUGUGCGUGAGCUGGUACAAGUACUGGCCGAUGCGGCUUACGCUGGCGCUAAACUUAGCGACAGGAACUAUCUCGUCAAAUACGAACAACGCAGUUUGACCAAGAAUGUGCCCAUUAUGAUAGGCGUACACGGACUGCAUACACUUUACUCCACCACUUUCACGCCUGUGGUUUUACUCCGGAGCUUGGGUUUACAAUUGACGGAUAGUAUUGUGCCGAUAAAAAAUUUGUUUAUGAAACGCGCCAUGGGCUAAACACAUUUAUGACAUAAGUUACUCGUAUUUAUUAAUAUCAAUAACGAUGAUUUGUAUUUUUUUAAAUAUUAUAUGUAUGCAUAUAAUAUAUAUUUAUAAUUUAAAGCGUUAUGGGAUCUAGCGAUUAAAAAUUGAUUACAAAUAAAAUUCGAAACGGUGAUGUUUUGCACAGAAUAAAACAAAAA